CAUCACAUAUUUAAAAUACUCUUCCAUCCGAAAUUUCUAAAUCGAGAUUUUGGCGGGCCGCAAAUGAAAUAACGAGAGCGGGAGAUUGAAAGUGUGCGAUCAAGGAAAGCGGCAAUAGGGAAGGACGGGAGUCGGAGUUGCGAGGAGCGUUCGGUGGCCGCUGCCGAGUUCAGGGAGCUUGAUUGGUAGAGCUAGGAAUAUGGUGAGGGAGCUCAGAGUUGAAUCUUUCUAUGCACUUCUACGCGAUGCUGCAUCAGCCUCGUCUUCGUCCCCUCUAUUCAUCUUUCCAUCGGCAUCAGAUUCUGAUUCUCUCUGUGCUCUUAAGAUCAUGACCCAUAUCCUCGCAUCCGAUUCUCUUCGCUACUCUGUCUACCCUGUAUCCUCAUUCAGCGACAUAGAAAAUUUUGCCGGCCUCAAUAUCCAUAGUUCCCGUGAGAGGACAUCUCUACUUCUCAUCAACUGGGGGUGUCAUCGUGACCUCCAGCGGAUUCUAAAGCUUGGUUCAGAAGUUCGUGUCUUUGUCAUUGAUAGUCAUCGUCCAAUUCACCUCCAUAACCUUAGCAAGCAGAAUGAUCAGGUCGUUGUCCUUUAUACGGAGGAGGAUGAGCACCACGCAGAUUUGAUUUAUGAUUUUGAUGUGUCGGCUCUGGCUAAUGCCUCCGAUCUGAAUAGUGAUGAUGAGAUUGGUGAGGACAGCGAUGGUGAUGAUGACAGUGAAAACGAAUUGGAUGAGGGGAAUAUCAAGCGCCGAAGGCUGUCAGAAGAGUCCGCAUCAGACCCAGUCAGGCUCUAUGGGAAGCUGAAGGCUGAGUAUUAUAAGUUGGGAACUUUUCAUGGAAAGCCUUCUGGUUGUUUGUUGUUUGACCUUGCUCAUUCCUUGAGGAAGAAUACUAACGAGCUGCUUUGGUUAGCUUGUGUCUCUCUUGCAGAUCAGUUUGUACAUGAAAGGAUAACCAAUGAGAGGUAUCAAGCUGGGGUUAUGGAACUUGAGCAGUAUAUUAACAUCUCUGGAAAUCUGGAAUCGAUCACCUCUGUGACACUAAAAGAUGGCACACAGAUUCAAGCACCAGAGAAUUCUCGGAUUUUAUAUGAAGAUGAACCACGGCUUAUGCUUGUCAGGGAGUGGAAUUUGUUUGAUUCAAUGCUUUGUUCUUCUUAUGUUGCAACCAAAUUCAAGACUUGGAGUGACAAUGGUUUGAAGAAACUCAAGCUUUUACUUGCCAGAAUGGGUUUCUCUCUCGUAGAUUGCCAGAAGAAGUUCCAGUACAUGAGCAUGGAAGUCAAGCAGAGGAUGAAAGACGAGUUUGAUCACUUUCUACCAGAGUACGGCCUGACAGAGUUUUACUAUCGCAGUUUCUUUAGGAUCCAUGGGUAUUGCUCGAAGUUGUCCGCCGCUGAUGUAGUUUAUGGGGUCACAGCGCUGCUUGAAUCAUUGGUUGGAAGCAAGAAGGACACAUCAAUCGGUGAACAAUUUUGGAUUGCUUACUCAGCACUUUCCUUGAGCAAUCUCGAUCAGCUAAGAAAAGGAAUGCAGAAUGCUAUUGAGAUACAGAAGGCCAUUCUCAGACAAGGAAGUUCCGCAAUGACAAAGAGUGGAUUUAUCCGAAGUGGCAGAAGAUUUCGCUGGAUAAAGCUUGAAGAUCCCGUGGAUACUGAGCGAUUGCAUUACCCUCAAGCACUUACCAAAUUCUGCUACUUUCUGAUGGAUGCUUUAAAAGAAAGAGGUGCAAGGAUGAAGCCUCUGGUGUGUACCUGUUUGGCAAAAGAGCCUGGCAAGGUUUUGAUAGUUGGAGUUUACAGUAAGCCACGACUUGGGGCUAUUCAAGGCAACUCCUUCGGAAUCGUAUUUAGAACUGCUGCUGAAGAAAUUGGUGCAGAUUACUGCAACGAAUUGUUUGAAUCUUCAUGGAUACUCUUAGAUAGUGUGGCUGUCAGUUCCUUUAUGAUUAGAUUGGCCGGGAAACUUUGAUAUAUUAAUGCUCCAGAAUAUGUUGAAGAUAAAAGCUGUUCCAUUGUUUGGAUAAGGUAUUGAAAUGGAACUGAGUUUCUAAAUUAUGAAAAAGCAUGACAACAAUGCAGCUGCUUUUGUCAGUAUUAUACUAUUAUGUGCAAAUGAUUGUCUAACUUAUGUAUUUUGCAUGUCCGAAUCUGUCUUUUAUCUAUCUGCUUGUUGAGUAUUUUGCCCUGAGAUUGUUAAUAUAAUAGUGUAAUAUGGCUAACACAUGGCAGAUAUGAAUUUUCUUUAAUUUUAGCCGAAUCAGCGCAAUUCUCUGUUGAAUUUUAGCUGAAUCAGCACAAUUCUACGUUGUAAGGCUUCUUUUUAAGGUAUAUUGUGACAAGCAGAAGUCAAAAUUAACGUCUUAUGUUGAUUUUAUUUUGAAAUAUAGACAGUUUUCUCUUCCUGGCAUAGAUUUCUAUUUAUCUAGUUUCUCUUUGAG
Molecule: messenger RNA, 2438 nt
Organism: Dendrobium catenatum
Lineage: Eukaryota; Viridiplantae; Streptophyta; Magnoliopsida; Asparagales; Orchidaceae
Product: cell division control protein 45 homolog
Exons: 2
Coding region: 200-1969 (589 amino acids)
Biological process (GO): double-strand break repair via break-induced replication; mitotic DNA replication preinitiation complex assembly; DNA replication initiation
Cellular component (GO): DNA replication preinitiation complex
Molecular function (GO): chromatin binding; single-stranded DNA binding; DNA replication origin binding
Source: RefSeq, a predicted model, not a curated record